AUGGAACCUGCAACUACAAGUAUCACUACUUCACAACGCCCAAUGACUACCAUCAUAGAACCUGCAACUACAAAGAAGAAAUGCUGGUGUCUUUCUCCGAAUUGUCAUCCGUAUAUGUAUUACUUCAACCACUGCUCUCCUCUACCAUGUGACUGUCCUACUGCUUCUACCCCUAAGUCCUUAACUACAACACCUGCCAUUCCUGCAACUACAAGCAUUACAACAACGCAACACCCAAUAACUACCAUGGAAGCAUCUACCACUACAGGAAAGAAACAGUGCUGGUGUCUUCAUGAAAACUGUAACCCCACUAUGUACUACUAUAACCGAUGCCCCCUUGUCCCAUGUGACUGUCCUUCUACCACUAAGCACCCAGUGAUCAUCCCAGUGACGGUAGAGCCCAGUUACAUUGAUAGAUGUCUAUGCAGCUGCUAUGGUCAUUCUAUGAAUUACUGUGUUCGGCCAUCCUACUGUUCUCCUUGUCCAGUUACAACUAUUAAACCCAAAACAACCUCCAUGACCACAAAGCCCACCCAACCUCUUCCAUGCCCAUGUACCUGCCUGGGUCACGCGAUGAGUUACUGUGUCCGGCCGUCAUACUGUUCUCCAUGUACAACCACAACUAUGAGACCGUCAACAACCCCUCCAACCACUGAGCUCAUCGCUCCGCCAUCCUGCCCAUGUACCUGCCUCGGUCACGCUGUGAAGAUUUGUGUCCGGCCGUCCUACUGUUCUCCAUGUACAGCCACAACUAUGAGACCAUCAACAACCCCUCCAACCACUGAGCUCAUCGCUCCGCCAUCCUGCCCAUGUACCUGCCUCGGUCACGCUGUGAAGAUUUGUGUCCGGCCGUCCUACUGUUCUCCAUGUACAGUUAUGACAACAACUCCUGUGACCACCACAACAUUGACCAACCCCAUUCCUUGUCCAUGUACCUGCUAUGGUCAAACUAUGAAUUAUUGUAUCCGCCCGUCUUACUGUUCUCCAUGUGGAGUGACCACUAUAAAGCCUGUGGUGACCUCCACAACCACAAAGCCCACAACGCCUACACCUUGUCCGUGUACCUGCUACGGUCAAUCCAUGAAGUAUUGUAUCCGCCCAUCUUUUUGUACGGCAUGUAGAGCUCCUACAAAGAGUCCUGUGACAACUUCUACAACCACAGACACCACCACACCUCCAUUUUGCCCAUGUACCUGCCUCGGUCACGCUGUGAAGAUUUGUGUCCGGCCGUCCUACUGUUCUCCAUGUACAGUUAUGACAACAACUCCUGUGACCACCACAACAUUGACCAACCCCAUUCCUUGUCCGUGUACCUGCUAUGGUCAAACUAUGAAAUACUGUGUACGACCGUCCUACUGUUCUCCAUGUGGAGUUAUGACAACAACUCCUGUGACCACCACAACAUUGACCAACCCCAUUCCUUGUCCGUGUACCUGCUAUGGUCAAACUAUGAAAUACUGUGUACGACCGUCCUACUGUUCUCCAUGUGGAGCUCCUACGGACAGCCCUGUGACAACUUCUACAACCACAGACACCACCACAACUCCAUUUUGCCCAUGUACCUGCCUCGGUCACGCUGUGAAGUUUUGUGUUCGGCCGUCCUACUGUUCUCCAUGUACAGUUAUGACAACAACUCCUGUGACCACCACAACAUUGACCAACCCCAUUCCUUGUCCAUGUACCUGCUAUGGUCAAACUAUGAAAUACUGUGUACGACCGUCCUACUGUUCUCCAUGUGGAGCUCCUACGGACAGCCCUGUGACAACUUCUACAACCACAGACACCACCACACCUCCAUUUUGCCCAUGUACCUGCCUCGGUCACGCUGUGAAGUUUUGUGUCCGUCCGUCCUACUGUUCUCCAUGUACAGUGACCACUAUAAAGCCUGUGGUGACCUCCACAACCACAAAGCCCACAACGCCUACACCUUGUCCGUGUACCUGCUAUGGUCAAACCAUGAAGUAUUGUUUCCGCCCAUCCUACUGUUCUCCAUGUAGAGCUUCUACAAAGAGUCCUGUGACAAAUUCUUCAACCACAGACACCACCACACCUCCAUUUUGUCCAUGUACCUGCCUCGGUCAAGCUGUGAAGUUUUGUGUCCGGCCGUCCUACUGUUCUUCAUGUUUAGUGACCACUAUAAAGCCUGUGGUGACCUCCACAACCACAAAGCCCACAACGCCUACACCUUGUCCGUGUACCUGCUAUGGUCAAACCAUGAAGUAUUGUAUCCGCCCAUCGUACUGUUCUCCAUGUAGAGCACCUCCGUCAUCAGGUUCACCAACAACAUUACUCACCCCAGUCAUGACGCCAAAGACCAAUCGGCUGACCACAAACUCUACCCUAUCAAUAACUGCCCCACUGUUAUCAAAUUCAUCCACAACUUUACCCACCUCAUUCAUGACGCCAAGAACCAAUGUGCUGACCACAACCUCUACUCCAUCAAGAACUGUCAUGACACCAAGGACCAAUGGGCUGACCAUGAAUUCUACCACAUUAACAACUGAUGAUUACAUAAAACUUCCCAGCACCAGUCCAGAAUACACUACCUCACAGACAGUUCCGGCCACUACAGAAACCUUUACAGAACCGACAAUGGAAUCUUCAACAGCUGGAACCAAGGAAGGAACCAUGAAGUCCAGCACUGAAAUGACCACUGGGAUGAAUACAAAUACUAACACAACACAGUCUAAUGUUGCCUCUACUACACUAACCUCAAAUGAAUCUGUAUCUAAGGAAUUUGUAUCUAAAUCCAGUGCAGGCACCACUACAACAACAGUCACAACAGAAACUAGUAUUACAGAUAUUACCAUAGGAUCUACCAGCUCAACGAGUAUUGGAAGGACUACAACUAAUGAUAUUAAGAACACAAUAAAUCUUAUACCUACAGGGGCAAGUCCAACAUUUGACAGCAUCCGAACUUCCAACACAAGGUCCAUGAAAAGCACCACAAAGUCUAAUACUGAAUCCACCGCAACAAGGAUGAGCCCAGAAUUCACCAAUAGAAAAUCUACCUCAAAAUCAUCUACCACAGAAAGCAAAAUUACAGAAACUACUGGCCAAAACUCUGGAAAAACUAUGGCUUCAACAAGUACUGUAUAUUCCAUUUCCAAAACUAAGAUAGUCUCUGCCAUUAGUGGAUCCAGUACAGAGGUCACACCUACAAUGCAAGAUACAAGAAAUACCUUAAUAAAACUCACAAUCACAAUGCCACAGUCCAGUAGCAGUAAUAUAAAAUCUACAGAAGAGAUAAAGACAGGAACCAGUACAACAUCCACUCUCUCGCAGACUAGUAAAAACCUAACUCCUGUAACAGAUGUUACUGGGCAGACAUCUCUUACCAGAACACCCAACCCUAGGAUUAGUUUAGCUUCUUUAACAACAAAAAUCCCAACUAUAUCUGAAACCACAGAAGCCCAAACAACCAGUACUCCCAACAGUAGUAUAAUGGUGGCCUAUACACAACACAGUUCCCCAAGGUUAUCUACAACCUCAGCCUUUGCCAAAAGCAGUUUGGGAAGUACCGUUGUAAAAACCUUCACUUCACCUACAAGGAAUACCAUGAUAACACAAAUACAAUCUACUACAAAUAGCACAAAUAAUAUAAACUCAUCAAGUAAAUCUGUCUUCACAACUGGUGUAGAAGAAACAAAACCAGCAAAUACAACAACUAUCCCAACUAUCACACAAAGUAGAAGAAUGUCCUCUUCCACUCAGAGUAAUGGAGGAUCUAAAACAACAUUGAACCCAAAUGACUUUAGGAAUACAUUAUACAUGAUCACAUCAAUGGUUUCUAAUUCCUCAAAAACUAUAAAUGCAUCAUCUGCUUCAGUCUUCACAUCUACAAUAGACAAAACAAGUUUAUCUGAUACGACAACUAUCCCAACUACCACACAAAUGUCCUUUCCCACCCAGAGUAAUGGAGGAUCUAAAACAACAUUAAAACCAAAUGACUAUAGCAAUACAUCAUACAUUAUCACAUCAAUUGUUCCUAAUACCUCAACGACCAUUAAUCCAUCAACUACUUCAAACUCAACAAGAAGAAUAGCCAAAACAAGUCCAUCUGAUACAAAAACUAUCUCUACUACCACACAAAGUACAAGAAUGUUUUCUUCCACCCAGAGUAAUGGAGUAUCUAAAACAACAUUAAGCCCAAAUGACUUCAAGAAUACAUCAUACAUUGUCACAUCAAUUGUUCCCAAUACCUCAAAGACCACAAAUUCAUCAACCACUUUGGUCUUCACAUCUAGAAUAGACAAAACAAGGUCAUCUGAUAUAACAACUAUCCCAACUACCACACAAAGUACAAGAAUAUCCUCUUCUACCCAGAAUAAUGGAGGAUCUAAAACAACAUUAAACCCAAAUGACUUUAGGAAUACAUCUUACAUAAUCACAUCAAUUGUUCCCAAUACGUCAAAGAACAUGAAUUCAUCAACCACUUCAGUCUUCACAUCUAGAAUAGACAAAACAAGGUCAUCUGAUACAACACCUAUCCCAACUACCACACAAAGUAGAAGAAUGUUCUCUUCCACCCAAAGUAAUGGUGGAUCUAAAACAACUUUGAGCUCGAAUGACUUCAAGAACACAUCAUACAGUAUCACAUCAAUUGUUCUUAAUACCUCAGAGACCAGGAAUUUAUCAACUACUUCAGUCUUCAUAACCAGAAUAGACAAAACAAGAUCAUCCAAUACAACAACUAUCCCAACUACCACACAAAGUAGAAGAAUGCCCUAUACCACACAGAGUAAUGGAGGAUAUAAAACAACAUUGAGCUCGAAUGACUUCAAGAAUACAUCAUAUAUUAUCACAUCAAUUGUUUCUAAUAUCUCAAAGAACAUGAAUUCAUCACCUACUUUAGUAUUCACAUCUGGAAUAGACAAAACAAGAUCAUCUGAUACAACAACUAUCCCAUCCACCACAUACAGUAGAAGAAUAUCCUUUUCUACCCAGAACAAUGGAGGAUCUAAAACAACAUUAAACCCAAAUGACUUUAGGAAUACAUCAUACGUUACCACAUCAAUUGUUCCCAAUACAUCCAAGACCACCGAUACAUCAACUAUUUCAGUCUUCACAUCUAGAAUAGAAAAAACAAGGUCAUCUGAUACAACUAUCCCAACUACCACACAAAGUAGAAGAAUGCCCUAUACCACCCAGAAUAAUGGAGGCUCUAAAACAACAUUAAGCCCAAAUGACUUUAGGAAUACAUCUUACGUUAUCACAUCAAUUGUUCCCAAUACGUCAAAGACCAUGAAUUCAUCAACCACUUCAGUCUUCACAUCUAGAAUAGACAAAACAAGGUCAUCCAAUACAACAACUAUCCCACCCACCUCACAAAGUAGAAGAAUUUCCUAUUCAACCCAGAAUAAUGGAGGAUCUAAAACAACAUUGAGCCCAAAUGACUUCAAGAAUACAUCAUACAUUAUGACAUCAAUUGUUUCUAAUAUCUCAAAGAACAUGAAUUCAUCACCUACUUCAGUCUUCACAUCUAGCAUGGACAAAACAAGGUCAUUUCAUACAACAAUUAACACACCUAUCACGCAAAGUAGAAGAAUGUCCUCUUCCACGCAGAGUAAUGGGGGAUCUAAAACAACAUUGAGCCCCAAUUACUUCCAGAAUACAUCAUACAUUAUCACAACAAUUGUUUCUAACACCUUGAAGUACACAAAUGUAUCAACUGCUUCAGUCUUCACAUCCGGAAUAGACAAAACAAGGCUAUCUGAUACAACAACUAUCCCAACUACCACACAAAGACGAAGAAUAUCCUCUUCCACACAGAGUAAUGGUGGAUCUAAAACAACAUUAAACCCAAAUGACUUGAGGAAUACAUCAUACAUUAUCACAUCAAUUGUUCCUAAUACCUCAAAGAACAUUAAUUCAUCAACUACUUCAAUCUUCACAUCUAGAACAGAUAAAACAAAAUCAUCUGAUACAACAUCUAUCCCAACCCCCACAUACAGUAGAAAAACAUCCUCUUCUACCCAGAAUAAUAGAGGAUCUAAAACAACCUUGAGCCCAAAUGACUUUAGGAAUACAUCAUACAUUAUCACAUCAAUUGUUCCCAAUACCUCCAAUACCACGGAUUCAUCAACUACUUCAGUCCUCACAUCUAGAAUAGACAAAACAAGGCCAACUAAUACAACAACUAUCCUAACUACCACACAAAGUAGAAGAAUGUCCUCUCCCAAACAGAGUAAUGGCGGAUCUAAAACAACAUUGAGCUCAAAUGACUUUAAGAAUACAUCAUAUAUUAUUACAUCAAUUGAUCCUAAUACUUUGAAAAACUUGAAUUCAUCAACUACUUCAGUCUUCACAUCUAAAAUAGACAAAACAUCUGAUACCACAAUUUUUCCAACUACCACACGUAGAACAAUGAGCUAUGGAGGUUCUAAAACAACAUUGAGCCCAAACGACUUUACGAAUGCAUCCUACAUUAUUACACCAAUUGUUCCUAAUACCUCAAAAUACACAAAUUCAUCAACUGCUUCAGUCUUUACAUCUAGAAUAGACAACACAAGGUCAACUGAUAGAACAACUAUCCCAACUACCACACAAAGUAGUAAAAUGUCCUCAUCCAUCCAAACUGAUGGUGAAUCGAUGACAACGUUAAACAACCUAAAAAAUUAUUCCUACAUUAUGACGUCUAUUAUAUAUAGCACCACAACAAAUUCAUCGACACAACAGACCAACACUACAGCGAACAACAACAUGCCUAAAAGACCCUACUUGCCAUGGUAUGGAAGACUUCUCAUUGCAUUGGGGGUUUCAAUCAUUACACCCAUCCUGAUGUUUAUAUUAUUCUCGACUCCUUUCCUCCACCCUGUUCUUCCUGCACUGAUCACUCAAUCAUCUUCAGAAAGGGAAAGUAUCACUAAAAGGGAUCAGGUUACAACUGCUGCCCAUAAAAGUCAAUGAAGAGAAGAGGGGGAGGAGAAGGACCUCUUUUGUACUAUGUAAAAAUGUAGUAAAAUAAAAUAGGAAGAGACACUGCUUAGUACUGCUGUGUAAUGUCUUCCAUGCUGUUGAUUUUUGGUGUGUGACUGACAGAAGUUGCA
Molecule: messenger RNA, 7049 nt
Organism: Hyla sarda
Lineage: Eukaryota; Metazoa; Chordata; Amphibia; Anura; Hylidae
Product: mucin-2-like
Exons: 27
Coding region: 1-6909 (2302 amino acids)
Source: RefSeq, a predicted model, not a curated record